AUGGAUCAAAAUCCGGCCAGGAGUAAACGCAAGGUCGACGUAGAGCCGACAGUCAGGGCACCGAGGCUAAAGCGUCAGCAUGUCGAGGAGAAGUUGCCGAAGCAACAACGUGUGGGCAACUUCAGAAGUUACUACACGUAUCGACUGGGUCAGAAGCACCAAGGCGCACUGGAACAAGACCCGCGUCUCUCUGCACUGAACAAGAAAUGGUUCGAAGGUAAACGUGGUCUGGACGUCGGCUGCAACUCGGGGGAGUUUACUAUUACAAUUGCCAAGCGGUUGGUGCCGAGUUACCUGCUGGGAGUGGAUGUGGAUCCGCAGCUUAUUUCUCGGGCUAGAGGACAUCUAAAGGACAUUUUGAGACAAGAGCAGAUUGAAAAGGCUUUCAGUGAAAUUCCUGCAGUCCAAUGUAUUGAGCAGAAGAGUAAACGUGGAGAGAUUGAGACCGUCCCAGGUGAUAGUGGAGAAGCUGCAAGCGACGUUGUGGAAGCAAAGCAGGAGGUCACGACGGAAAAGGACACUUGCAUGAAGAUGAAGGACGAGGACGUGUUUACGAAUAGUAUGCCGCUCUCGUUUCGUUUUUGGAAGCCUUCAGUACAAGGUCAAGGUACUGCUUCUCGAGCCAUUGGUAAGGCUGCUGUUGGGUCGGUCUUUCCUAUGAACGUGAUCUUCAAACGUGAAGACAUUGUGCUGGAUACACACGCCGGCAAGGACUAUGACUUCAUCACGUGCUUCAGCGUCACAAAAUGGAUUCAUCUAUUCCACGGCGAUGAAGGGGUCAAGAAGGUAUUUGCCAAAAUUUACGAGCUACUGACGCCUGGGGGACGUCUCAUUGUUGAGCCGCAGCCGUGGAAAUCAUACCACAAGCGGAAAUUUACAUCCGACGUUACGGCCGCAAACUACCCAAAGAUCCAGCUACGACCAAAGGACUUUCCAAAAUAUCUCGUGGACAUCGUUGGCUUUCGUAGCUGCGAGUUAUUAGAGGUCUGCCAGACAUCGUCAAAUGGUUUCCGACGUCCCGUCUACGUUGCUCAAAAAUGA
Messenger RNA from Peronospora matthiolae, 1041 nucleotides. The record is from the annotation of a GenBank genome assembly. NCBI's taxonomy places the organism in Eukaryota, Oomycota, Peronosporomycetes, Peronosporales, Peronosporaceae.